AACUGGUACUCCGUAGAAAUGAAUCAACAAUAACGGAGUAGGGUUUUCUUUUCUUUUCACAGUUGGGAGAGAAAAGCAAACAGCGAGAGACAGAGGGCAGUGAAGAAGGAGGGAUGGACAAAGGGGAAGGAUGCGCGAAGAACAGGAUCUACGUCGGAGGUUUGGGCGAGAAUGUGACCGCCGAUGAUCUGAAAAACACUUUCUCUUCGCCGCAGCUCGGCUCCGUCCAAUCUGUCGACAUCAUUCGUACUAAAGGCCGAGCCUUUGCUUACCUGGAUUUCGUCCCUUCUUCCGAUCACUCCAUUCUCAAGCUUUUCAGCAAGUAUAAUGGAUGCACGUGGAAAGGUGGGAGACUAAGACUUGAGAAGGCUAAAGAGCACUUCCUUAUACGUCUGGAGCGUGAACGUGCAGAGGAUACUAAAAUUGAUGUUAAAGUUUCUAGUGCUUCGGAGCAUCCUCCUUUGAGUGUCAUGACAAGUUCUCUGGACAAGCUAAAGAAGAAUCAAGCCAUGGACAAAAUGCAGCUCCACAUUUACUUUCCCAAAUUUAGAAAGAUAAAAUCAAUACCCUUCAAAGGAUCCGGGAAACACAAAUAUAGUUUCCAGCGUGUGGAAGUCCCUCCGUUCCCGAUUCACUUUUGUGAUUGCGAGGAGCAUUCUGGCUCAGCAUAUUAUACAGCCAAAGCAAAUGAAACAGAAAUCAAAAUGGGUGGGGUAGAUGAGAAGGAGAUGAACAUUAUGUCAUCAGUUUUGAAUAAGAUACUUAAGAGGGAGAACCACUCAGAGACAGCUGUUACCAAAACACAAAAUGUAAACAAUGUAGCCGAUUAUAGCAUGAGGGAGGAAGAUAUGGUUGAUGAAGAAGAUGAUGGUAUUAUUAUUAAUGUGACUGGAGGGCAAAAUCAUGGAAUUUCUUCAUCGUAUGCUGUAAGCCAGAAAUCAGACACACAUGAUCUGCAUUUUGCGGAAUCCAAACACACUUUAGAUGUCCAGAAAUCGUCAGUCAAGGUAAAGUAUGGAGAUCAAAAGAUCAUAGCUUCGAGAAAGAGAAAAGCUCCUCAAGAUGGAGAAGGUGGUGCAGUAGAUAAUUUGUCUGCAAUAAAUGAUAAGAAGCAUUGCUCUCAUGCACAUGGUGGUGUUGCAGUAGAUGCUAGUCAUGUUGAACCAAACAUGAAAGCUGAUCUUCACGUAGUAGAUAUUGGGAUGGACAUAACUCCUCCUGAGAAGAAUCAACUGCAUGAUCGAUCGGGGAAGAAGGAAUUGCAUUCUAAAUCUAAUGGUGUUGAUGAACCAACCAUGAAAGCUGAUCCUCACGUUGGGGUAGAAAUAACUCGUGGGAAGAAGGAACAGAGUGAUCAAUCGGAGAAGAAGGAAUUAAAAUCUAAGUCUAAUCAAUCUAAAUCUAAUGGUGUUGAUGAACCAACCAUGAAAGCUGAUCUUCACACUGCAGACAUUGGAGUGGUGGAAAUAACUCCUGGAAAGAAGCAACGACGUGAUCAACCGGAGGAGUUGCAAUCUAAUUCUAAUCAAUCUAAAUCCAAUGGAGUUGAUGAACCAACCAUGAAAGCGGAUCUUCACACUGCAGACAUUGGGGUCGAAAUAACUCCUAGGAAGAAGCAACGGCGUGCUCAAACAGGGAAGAAGGAAUUGCAGUCUAAAUCUAAUAAAUCUUAUGAUGUUGAUGAACCAACCAUGAAAGCUGAUCUUCACACUGCAGACAUUGGGGUAGAAAUAACUCCUGGGAAGAAGCAACAGGCUGAUCAAUCAGGGAAGAAAAAAUUCCAAUCUAAGUGUAUUCAAUCUGAAUCCAAUGGUGUUGAAGAACCAACUGCAGAAGCUGAUAUUUACACUACAGACAUUGAGGUGAAAAUAAUUCCUCCUGAGAAGAACCAGAACCAGUCUCAUGCACAGGUUGGUGUUGCAGCUGAUGCUAGUCACGCUGAACCAAACAUGAAAACUGACAUUGCGGUAGACGUCGGGGUGGACAUAACUCUUCCCGAGGAGAAUCAACAGCGUGAGCAAUCCGGGAAGAAGGAAUUGCGAGCUAAAUCUAACAGUGUUGAUUUGCCGUGCUUCACUGAUGUAAAAACUCAGGAAAAACCACAACAAAUUGGGGAAGCUUCUUCAAGCAAAGAGAAUGCAUCUGGUGAUAAGUCAUCAGCCAGAGGUAGUUCAUGGCUGCAAACACGCUCAUGGGCACAGCUAGUGGGUGAUCCCAGAAACAGUUCAUUUAGCCUUUCUCAAUUUUUGCCCAAUUUAAAUGUUGAGAAGAGACCAGACUCAACAACAACCCUAGUAGAUUCCCAGAAGAAGAGACAAGACUCAUUGUCCUCAAAAACAGGGGAAGGACCCAUACUUGAUCAUCAAACUCCUCCUAGAAGUUCUAUGGAGUUUGCUUCAUCAGAAGAGAAAAAGAACAAUGUUGAAGUGGCGGGCGUGUCCAUGCCAGAUGAUCACAAGGAAGACAACAAGAACGACGAAGAGAAGAAACAUAAGUUUACGAUGAAACAAACACCCCUCCCAGACAUUGGGGGAUCUUUUUCCUUCACCAGAAAUGCUGCAUCGAUGAGACAAUGGAGAAAGGCGAAAUCGGCGCUGAGUGGCUCUCGCAAAAAGAAGGCAUUGUAAAAGAUUUUUUUAAGGUUUGGCAAUCUUCAUUAUUUAGAUUUUUGAUAUUGAAUCUAAGAGUCCCUGUCGGAUAGGCUUUUAAUUAUUACCAGCUCUUCGACACAACAUCAUUUGAGCAUUCAGUUUUUCACUAAACAUUAACAGCCUGU
Cuscuta campestris is the source of this 2776-nucleotide messenger RNA. Lineage: Eukaryota; Viridiplantae; Streptophyta; Magnoliopsida; Solanales; Convolvulaceae. The record is from the annotation of a GenBank genome assembly.